AGGUAUCUUGCUAUUAUGCUUGAUAUUGAGCUCAAUCGCGCAUGGUUUCUUGACAAUAUCAGCAGGACAUUGAAAUUGAGUCAUCUUUAUACCAUGAAAAGGGCAAUGCCAUGGAGUGACGAUGAGGAUGAUUCAUCAUCUGAUGAGUCUUCAACCUUGGAUACAGACACGGAAUCUAAUGAUGGGUCUGGCAAGAACAAAAAGAGGAUUAGUGUUAAAUCUACUCAACCCUCCAGGGGAAAAACAUCUGAAGCUGAUUCUGCAAAGCGGAAGAGCAGAGGUGUAGACUUUGAAGCUUUAAGCCGGCAUGGCUAUAAAGGUGGACUAUCGAUCUUGGGUGUGCCUCCACCAAAAGAGGUUGACCAAGAUUGGUCUUGGUCUACUGGCAAGGAAAGUCGAGCAACACAGAAGACUGAAGAAACUUACGAAGAACGACAGAGAACCAGAGCUGCUAUUAUUGAAGGAGAGGAGCUAACCAAUGCGCAAACUCAGAAAGAGAAAAAGAACCUUUCAUUUUCACAGAAGGAGAAGAGGAAGAGAGAUAUUGGUCAGGCUAGUCGUGGGAAGAAUUAUGUUGAAGAAGAGAAGAGGCUGCUAAGGGAUAAUGGUGUUUAUUCUGGUUUUGAUUCCUGAUCUGAGAUAACAUACUUCUUUAGUUCCUUGUUUUGUAAAAUAUGUAUUAAAAAAAAAAAAAAAAAGAUCUCUUGUGCGUUUAAAAAUAAAUUUUAAGCUUGUUACUUUUUAUUUGCA
This is a messenger RNA of Camellia sinensis, 750 nucleotides long. RefSeq lists its product as uncharacterized. The record is from RefSeq and is a predicted model, not a curated record. Lineage: Eukaryota; Viridiplantae; Streptophyta; Magnoliopsida; Ericales; Theaceae.